ACAAAUGCGCUCGAGUGGGAAGAUUGGGAAGCAACGUCCAUUAACUUAGAGAGCUGAGUUUGUGUUGUGAUAUCCGCUGUUUUAUAACGAGCCAGCAAUCGUAAAAAUAAUAGUGUUAAUAAAAAUUGUUUGUGUUUGUGUAAAAUAUUUAUAAUACCUGCUCCCAUUCACGCCGGUUGGAGGCCGGACACUGGAUGUCCACGUGGGAGUGGGAUCGCAACAAUACUAUUUUAUGAAGAAGAUAAUAGUUUUAUUUCCAAAUCUAAUUAAGAAAACAAGUCUUGGAUUACAGCAUGGUUCAUAAUCAGACCAAGCUGUAAUCAUCCGAAUCGAGCUGGCUAAAUGCACCUAUCUGGAAGCAAAGGUCAAGAACUUUGAGUGAAGUGAGUGAACUUCGAGAGCUAGAGAGAGGUUAAGUUUAUAGAAGUUAUAAAAAUUCAAGAGAAGAUAAGAUAAUUAUCAAGGAAAUACAUUUCCACAAUGAAUUCAUUAACCUGUCACACUUGUAUGGUAUUAUUCCAAAAUGCAGAAAUACACAAACAGCAUUUCAAAACAGAUUGGCAUCGGUAUAAUCUUAAAAGAAAAAUUGCAGAACUGCCUCCUGUUGCAGCAGAAGAGUUUCAGACAAGAGUGUUGAACCAAAGAAAUGCCGAUGAUGUUUCUAAAAGAAAUGAAGACAUAUAUUGUUCAUCUUGCCAAAAGUCGUUCCACAAUCAGAAUUCAUUUGAGAAUCACUUGAAUUCAAAAAAGCAUAAGGAUAAUGAAUUUAGGAGUGCUCAUAGUUCCGAGAAUGGAAAUGAUCAGGAAGUUGCAAGUAACAUGGAAGAUGACCCAGAAGUUGAAGAAGUUGAUUCUGAUGAGUGGGAAGACGAUACCGAAAAUCCCAUAGAUAAUAAUGACUGCAUUUUCUGUUUGCACCACAGUCGUAACUUCUUGAAAAAUUUAGAACAUAUGACUGUUGCCCAUUCCUUCUUCAUACCAGAUAUUGAAUAUUGCACAGAUGUGGAAGGUCUAUUGAAAUAUUUGGGGGAGAAAAUAUCUGAUGGAUUCAUGUGCUUAUGGUGCAAUGAAAAGGGUAAAACCUUUCAUUCGGCUGAUUCGGCCAGGCAGCACAUGUUGGACAAAGGACACUGCAAAAUGAUUCAUGAAGGUGUGGCCUUAGCAGAGUAUGCAGACUUUUACGAUUAUUCCUCCUCUUAUCCUGAUGCUGAACACGACAUCGAUCCAGAUGAAGAGGUCUCUGUAGAUGAACUGGAUACUUCUGACUACCAACUGGUGCUACCAUCUGGAGUCACAGUUGGGCACCGAAGCCUCAUGAGGUACUAUAAACAGAGCUUAAAUCCAAACCGAGCUGUUGCAGUUCCGUCAAAUAGUAAAAAACUGCAUAAGGUACUGGCUCAGUAUAGAUCGUUGGGUUGGACAGAGACUCAACAAGUAGCAGCUGCCAGGAAAGCUAGGGAUAUCCAUUAUCUCAAAAGGAUCCAGUCGAAAUAUAAGAUGAAAAUGGGACUAAAGAACAACCAAAUUCUCCAGAAACACUUCAGAAGACAAGUUCAGUUUUGAAGUAUUUUUAUUAGUUCUAUAAUUUAUGUUGAUACUCUAUAAUUAGGUGAAACAUAUUUUGGUUAUCCACAUCAGUUUGUUCUACACAUGAUCAGGUAUUUUAUGGAGAAAGUUUGAGAAAGUGUUUGUUUUAUAUUUUAUGUAAAAAUAAAAAUGUAUAAAAAUAUAUUUUGGAAAA
Messenger RNA from Leptinotarsa decemlineata (Colorado potato beetle), 1741 nucleotides. Its product is annotated as cytoplasmic 60S subunit biogenesis factor ZNF622. The record is from RefSeq and is a predicted model, not a curated record. Gene Ontology annotation, cellular component: preribosome, large subunit precursor. Gene Ontology annotation, biological process: ribosomal large subunit biogenesis. NCBI's taxonomy places the organism in Eukaryota, Metazoa, Arthropoda, Insecta, Coleoptera, Chrysomelidae. Gene Ontology annotation, molecular function: zinc ion binding; nucleic acid binding.